UAUUCUCGCGCCGUACAGGUUUGUCAAAAAUAUGAAGUAUACCACCCGUAUAUUGGUAAUUUACUUGAAACGUGUAAAAAUUAGUAAUAAUCAUUGAAAUUGUUAGUAUAGCUGUAUUUAUAUUGACCAACUCAUUUACACGAUGACGGUGGUAGAGUUUUUCGGUUGUUCAUUUCUGGCAUUUGGUCCCCCACUAGCGAUGUUUUCUUUAACCAUCGCCCACGAUCCGAUCCGGAUCAUUAUACUGAUUGCUGCAUCCUUCUGCUGGCUUGUGUCACUACUGUUAUCAUCCACCGUCUGGUUUGCUGUUUACCCGCUGCGGGACAAGCUAGUAUUCGGUCUAAUAUGUUCCGUGUUCAUUCAAGAAGCUUUUCGCUAUCUCAUGUAUAAACUACUACGGAAAACCGAACGAGGCUUGCAGGAAGUAACCGAAAUAGCCCGGAUAUCGGACUAUAAGCAUAUCUUAUCGUACGUCGCCGGACUUGGCUUUGGCAUCAUAAGUGGAGCUUUCUCACUGGUUAACAUUUUGGCUGAUUCGGUCGGUCCAGCCACGGUCGGGUUGAAGACAGGUUCGAGCAUUUUCAUCGUCAUCAGUGCGGCGCAAUCCCUCUGUAUGAUUUUGCUGCAUACAUUUUGGAGUGUAAUUUUCUUCAAUGCAUGCGAUUUGAAAAACUACUUCCACAUUGCGUACGUCGUGGUUAGCCAUCUGUUUGUGUCUGGCAUUACGUUGCUCAAUACUCAGGAGCUGUUUGCCGUUACUUUGACCGCUUCUUACAUAGUGAUGUUGAUUACUUGUGUUAUUGCGUUCCGAGUGGUCGGCGGAAAUGCAGUGUCUUUUAAAAAGUUUAUCACUUGCAAAUGAAUCUUUGAAGACUAUAUUUAUUUAUAAUUUUUAAUCAAUAAUGCAACAACUGUGACGAUAUAUCUUAAUAAACAUGCUACUUUUAAACAGAAAA
Molecule: messenger RNA, 956 nt
Organism: Malaya genurostris
Lineage: Eukaryota; Metazoa; Arthropoda; Insecta; Diptera; Culicidae
Gene: aph-1
Product: gamma-secretase subunit Aph-1
Exons: 3
Coding region: 143-862 (239 amino acids)
Biological process (GO): Notch signaling pathway; protein processing; positive regulation of catalytic activity
Cellular component (GO): membrane; endoplasmic reticulum; gamma-secretase complex
Molecular function (GO): protein-macromolecule adaptor activity
Source: RefSeq, a predicted model, not a curated record